AUGGACGUCGACGAAGACGACACGCUCGGAUCGGCCUUCGGCCUUGGAUCCGUGCUCGCCGAAGUCGGUGUCGACGAGGCCGCUCUCAAUGCCUUCCUUGAACGCACCGAGGGCAAGAGCUCGCGUGCGCUCGAGGCAGCCAUCCAGGAAGGCGACGAGAAGUACAUGGACGACGUGAGCGACGACGAGCUUCCCGCCGAGAAUGACGAGGACAAGGAGGCGCGCGCUCGCGAGCAGGCCGCCAUCAAGGCGAAUGAGGAGCGGUGGGCGCGGCGUGCGGCGGCCGAACUAGCCCCCCAGAAGGACAAGGAGAAGGAGAAGCGGCGAAAGCGUCAGGCGGAGCGGGCCGCGGCUGAGAAGAAUGUCGUGGGCUCUGUGUGGCCAGACUUUCGACAGGGGACGGUGCUCAAGAUGUCCGAGGUGUUCUAUGAGACACCGGCUGCGCGCGAGGCCGUCGCGGCGGGCUUACUAAAGAAGAAACGACGGCUUCUGGAUGGGCUUCCUCGGGAGAGCUUCAUGGUCAAUGUCGAGCCUAGCAAGGAGCGGCCACCUACUAUGAGCUUCCUCCUACCCAACCUUCCUCCACUUCCAGUACACAACCCGGCCGAGGCAAACUACCUCACGGCUAUAGGGAGAAUGUUUGACAAGCAGUGGACCAAGGAGGCGCGUGAGCGGCGGCGGAAAGAGAUGACGCGCCCUCCGCGCGGAGUGCGGUUCGACGACACUGUCGAGAUGCUAGAGGACAAGCCACUCGACCUUGCCGACUGGGAGAACGAUAUCGUCAUGUGUGGCCUCGACGAGACUGUGACAGCACACGACCCGCUGCAGCUCCGCAACGAGCACCUGGUCAAGAGCGACUGGAUCAACGAUGUGAUCUGGGAUGCGCGUCGCGCGUCGCCCGAUCUCAUCGAUGUACACAGCGACGAGGAAGAAGCAGUCGCGAUCAAGGAGAAGGAUACGCCUGUCACCAUGACGCAGGGCAAACUCGACCCGUUCAAUCUCUCCAACGAUCACCUGUACGAGCACAACCGUGCAUCUCGCUUCCGCAUUCGCCAGACAUUCGGUGCAAUCGAGGUGUUCCACAGCACCCCAGCUAAGAUCCUGCAGAUGCCGUACUACAAAACAACACUGGAUAAGAACGAGGCGCGCAUGUGGCACCGCACACCGCUUCAGUUCCCGUCGGGCGUGUGGAACUCGUUCUCCAAGCUCAAGCCGAACCCGAACACGCAGCGCAAGAGCCGCGUGAUGGCCGACCCGAGCGAGCGCUUCAAGACGACCAAGGACCUGAGCUUGACGGAGAAGGGUCCAUUCGUGCUUCUCGAGUUCUCCGAGGAGUACCCGCCUAUCAUGAGUGGUUACGGCAUGGGUACGACGAUUGUCAAUUACUACCGCAAGAAGGACGACAAGGACGACACGGUGCCCAAGCUCGACCUCGGGCAGCCGAGCAUCCUCAACGUCGGCGACACCGAGCCCUUCCUCCUCAGCUACGUCGACUCUGGCAAGGUCACGCAGAUCAUCCACAACAAUCUCAUCCGCGCCCCGAUCUGGAGGCACACGCCUGAGACCACCGACUUCCUGGUCAUCCGACAAACGAUCAACAACCACACCUCGUACCAUCUCCGCGAGAUCAAGGACCUCUUCGUCGUCGGCCAGGCGGUGCCACACGAGUCCGAGGUGCCUGGCCCCCACGCGCGCAAGAACACGAACACGGCCAAGCUGCGGUUGAUGAUCGUCGCGUGGAUCCUGAUCAAGAAGAACUUGGAGAUCGAGCAUCAGAGAGUCAAGCUAGCGCGGCUACAGAAGUACUUCCCUGAUCAGACGGAGUUGCAGAUGCGCCAGCGCCUCAAGAUCAAGGGUAACGAGUUCCUGGAGUACGACAAAGAGGCUGGCUUCCACUCGGGCUUCUGGCGGCUAAACCAGAGCUACGACUUUCCCACCGAGCGCAAGGACGUCGAGGCGCUCGUCACGCCAGAGAUGGCGUCCCUUUACGAGGCGAUGCAGGUCGGCGCGCAGCACUUGCGCGACGCCGGCUACACCAAGACGGCGGACGGCAACGCGGACGACGAGUUUGGCGACGGCACCGAGGCAGGACUUGACGUCGAGCAGCGCCUCGCGGUGUGGAGCACGACGCUCAACUACAAGAGGGCCGAAGCACAGAAAGCGUGGCUGCAGGUGCACGGCGAUGGCGACCCGACAGGUCGCGGCGAGGGCUUCUCGUUCCUCAAGACGAACAUGAAGAACUACUUCUUGCGCAAGGGCGAGACGGAGGAGGGUCGCCGCCUUGAAGCCGAGGCCAAGGCCGGCGGCGGGCCUGUCAAGAUCUCCAAUGCCGAGCAGAACCGCAUCUACGAGGAGGAGAAGCGCAAAGUGUGGGACCUACAGUGGAAGGCGUUGUCGAACCCCACACCACCCGGCUUGGACCUCGAUUUGACAGCUGAGGUGGUUGAGCCGACCCAGGCGAUGGCCAUGGGGCCGCGCUUCGCCAAGAUCGAGCGCGCCUUCUCUCGUAGUGGCAGUGUCUUUGACUCGCCGAUGGACGACCCGCGCUCUCCAUCAGCUUUCUCGUUUGACGGCGAGAGUCAGUUCACAGGCAAUGAUCGGGGUGCGCACAAGGUGCUGCGUAUCAAGCGCGUCGUGCGCGGCAAGCAGACGGUCGAGAUUGUGCGUGACCAGGCUGUAAUCCAAUCCUACCUUCGGAGGGUCGAGGAACGCAAGCUCGCACAGUACACGGACGAGUUGGAGCACCUCGCGCCAACAGGCAACAUUGAGGAGGACGAGCUCAAAAUCCAGGCCAUCCGGGCUGAGGUGCAGCGCCUCAAGAAGAACCAGGUGCGCCGGCAGCAGCGCAAGAAGUACCAGGGCAAGGGCGAGCUGCCCGAAGUUGCCGAGGGCGAGGGCAAGCGCCGCUGUGGCGCGUGUGGCGCAUACGGCCACACAAAGGCGAACCGGAACUGUCCCAAGUUCAAUGCCAAACAGGCCGACUCGGCUGGCACUACACCUGUUGCCGGGCCGACGCCCUAUGGGUAUGGCGCGCAGAUGGACGCGUAUCAUAACCCUGGGACGCCGGAUGAGCCGAGCCCUGCGCCGAUGAAGAUCAAGCUGGCGCUGGGUGGGCGUUAG
This is a messenger RNA of Cutaneotrichosporon cavernicola, 3120 nucleotides long. RefSeq lists its product as uncharacterized. Gene Ontology annotation, biological process: RNA polymerase II preinitiation complex assembly; transcription by RNA polymerase II. Gene Ontology annotation, molecular function: TBP-class protein binding; RNA polymerase II general transcription initiation factor binding; RNA polymerase II general transcription initiation factor activity. The coding region runs from base 1 to 3120 and encodes 1039 amino acids. The transcript has 4 exons. The record is from RefSeq and is a predicted model, not a curated record. NCBI's taxonomy places the organism in Eukaryota, Fungi, Basidiomycota, Tremellomycetes, Trichosporonales, Trichosporonaceae. Gene Ontology annotation, cellular component: transcription factor TFIID complex.